UGGCUUCGCUCGACUCGAUUACGACGUUACGCACGGCACGUCACUCAGUCGGUUACAGCUCUCGAUAGCUAGCGAACCGUACGCGCGGCGCACACGUGCCCGUAUCUAAACCACGCCGCUCUCGGUGCUUUUGCCCGCUUCACAUUAUUAUGUAAUACAAAAAUAAACCACGACAUUUAACGAGCACGUGUGCGCACCGGUCGUCGUACGUCCCCAUCCAACAAUCAAGCAUUUCCGACUCUACAUUAACACACCAAUUUUCGUGUAAACCCACGUUUCGGACAAAGUGAACUGUUUAUCCAGUAUUCCUGUGUUUGUGGUUGUGAAAUCAAAUGAAAUGUCUAACUCUGUGGAGCAACAGUUUGGCGAGCUCAGCCUUUCCCAGGACGAGCAGGAUCAAAUGUACGAUCAAGAUGAUCAGCAAGACAGCCGAUCCUCUAAAGUGCUGAUCAGCGGGCUGCCACUGCACGUUCGCUUCGACAACAUCGAGCCCCUUUUACUUCAAUACGGCAACGUGCAGCAUUGCGAUAAGGCGAACGCGCGCGAUGCCAACACCCAAGCGGUGUACAUCACGUUCGAAACGCCUGAGCAGGCCCAGCAGGCGAUAAAUUUGCUGAACGGGUUUGAGCUGGAAGGCAGCCGUAUGAAGGUGGAACCGGCGGAUGGUGGAGCACGUGGCGGCCGGCGUGGACGGCCGGGCGGUGGCCGUGGUGGCGGUGCCCCAGGUGCCGGGUCUAGGCCUACGGACUUUCCGCUGCGACUACUUGUCCAGAGCGACAUGGUCGGUGCGAUCAUAGGUCGCCAGGGCAGCACCAUUCGCCUAAUCACCCAGCAGAGUCGUGCUAGAGUGGACGUGCAUCGCAAGGAUAAUGUUGGCUCGUCGGAGAAGGCGAUCACUAUCUAUGGUAACCCGGAGAAUUGCACCAACGCUUGCAAGCGUAUCCUGGAAGUGAUGCAACAGGAGGCCAAUAACACUAACAAGGGUGAGAUUUGCUUGAAGAUCCUCGCACACAACAAUCUGAUCGGCCGAAUUAUUGGUAAAGGUGGUAACACAAUAAAACGCAUCAUGCAAGAGACUGACACAAAAAUAACUGUCUCCUCUAUCAAUGACAUCAACAGCUUUAACCUAGAACGCAUCAUCACGGUCAAGGGUUCCAUCGAAAACAUGGCGAAGGCCGAGUCACAAAUAUCUGCUAAGCUGCGGCAGAGUUACGAAAAUGAUUUGCAGGUGCUAGCUCCGCAAAGCAUUAUGUUCCCGGGACUGCACCCGAUGGCCAUGAUGUCGACUCGCUACUGCGGCGCCCCACCACCCUUCCCACCGCCCAUUUACGCGCCCCUCAGCGGCCAGGGCGGCGCUCAGCAGGGCGCUGGUGAUUCGCAGGAGACUACCUACCUGUACAUACCCAAUAACGCCGUGGGAGCGAUUAUCGGCACCAAGGGCUCGCACAUCCGCAACAUUAUUCGCUUCAGCAACGCUUCGGUCAAAAUUGCUCCGCUCGAGCAGGACAAGGGAGAAGGAAACGCCGGAGCCGGAGCCGCCGCUGCGGCCGCCGCUCAGCAAGAGAGGAAGGUGACCAUCGUCGGCAGCCCCGAAGCUCAGUGGAAGGCGCAGUAUCUGAUUUUUGAGAAGAUGCGCGAGGAGGGCUUCAUGUCUGGCUCUGACGAUGUGCGGCUCACCGUCGAAAUAGUCGUGGCUUCGUCCCAAGUCGGACGUAUCAUAGGAAAGGGUGGCCAAAAUGUCCGCGAACUGCAACGCGUCACCGGGUCGGUGAUCAAGCUUCCCGAACAAGCUCAGCCGGCGGCUGCGAUCGCUCAGGACCAUGAGACUACUGUCCACAUCGUCGGGCCGUUCUACAGUGUGCAGCGAACACCCGACCCCGGCUGAACAACGGUUUCUCCUCACUACACUCGAAUAUAGUCUGCUCAGCGGCGCAUCCGCGCCAUGGUGGCUCAGGCGAGUGCGCCGGGUCGGCACCGCCGUGCUGCGCAGCCGCCGCCGCCGCCUCCCCAGCAGCAGUAGACCGGACACGUUACCCCCACCGCGCCGACACACCGCCCCCCCCCCCUAACCCCCCGAUACCCACUCGCCCCUCCGAUGCACUUGCCUCUUUGCGUUUCGCGUCCUCCCCCUCAGUGCCAGUAGAGCUAGCGUAUUCCACCACAAUAUGAUCGGCCUUAUACGCUACUGUUACUUUAAUAUCGUAAAGCUAUGUCCGCACCCGGCCCCGGCCGCCGCCGCGGACACACCUUUACACUAGCUGUCUAUAUAUUUACAUGAUUGUCUGUUUAUUGAUACAAAUGUUAUAGCGAUAUUAUAAAGAUGGGAGAGUUUGUAAAUAGCAAAGAGUCGUUGUUCAAACAUAAAAUUUGUAAGUUCCGCGAGUGAUUUGUCAAAUGUAUUUUACACAUAUGUAGAUAUACACAUAUUUUUUUCAUAUAUUCAUGAAGUAUAUAAUUGUUAGAUUGUUUACCGUUAUAUAUAUAUCCGACGGAUGAAAUGCAAUAGUGGUCCACGUUAGGUUCUUAUACAAGUGUUAAGUAGACGAAUCGAUUAUACAGACGCGUAUUAUGUUUUGUUAUUGAGAUAUAGAUUAAUAUGUUACGGUGUGUGGGUCGUACUGACUUUCGCUUUACUGAGGCUUUCCUGAAACGAUUGCAGGCGAUUGAUGAAUACUGUUGACGUCUCUACGCGGACUGACGCGCCCCUCGCGCACCGAAUGAUACGUUCCAAGAGAUUUGUACCUCACGGUGAUUAUUGGACGUCGAGGACUUGUGUACGAUUAAUUUAUAAGUGACAUUUGUUGAUCGUUUUCUUUGUAAUUUUGUUAGCUUUAUAACGGUUUUUGUGUCGUCGCGUUUUCGGGGCCGAGCCGGUUCCGCCGUCGACCAACGUUGGAAACGCGCCGUCGGCCCGCCGCCGGCCGGCCCCUAGACUAGGUAGAGAACGCGUCGUCGCUUUUGAUGCGAGUGUAGUAUUUGUGUUAUAAUUGUGCCAAGGGAGAUAUAUUGUGAGAUUAAGAAUUAAGUGAAUGAUAUCAAAAUUGGGAAGCUUAGAUGAUUAUAUUUAUGAAUGUGAUAAUAAUAUAUGGAAGUUGUGAGACUAUGUUUCGCGGUUUAGUUUCGAUCUUGUCAACGUAAGUAAGUUAGUCUAUGUUAGUUAGGUGGCAGCGAGCUCCCGGACACCGAACCGGCUAUCCGUUUGAAGAUUUGGCCGCACCGCUAAACCUACGCGACCUUGCCCCCGUGUUGUUUUACUUCCACAUAUUAUUAAAUAAUCUCGCAAUUGGCAUAAAUAUCAACAAUUACCGUUCCUCUGCUCCCGACUAGAUAUUCUAUCAAAUAAAUGACUUGAAUAUUGUAGUAGUAGUAGGAGAGUGACGUACCAGAUUCGAUCGUUACCCGUCGUGCCAGCGCUGCCAAAGGCCGGCAGCGCUGAAGAGAAACCGGUGGCUUUCCGCCGCAUACGGCGGCCUAACUCUGUAAAUCCAUCAAUCAAUGUAGCAGUAUUGUUCAGAGUGUAAAAAUUGUCCUAACGUACCUGGUACGUGGGCAUCGGACUAACAAUAUAGACGGAAGAACGAAUAUACGUUGUACGAAGGGAGUGCUCGUGAGUCGAUACCACGCGCGUAUUCCCUUCUUUGGCAUUGAUUUCGCUGGCUUCGAGGAAACGUCGACGACCCUUCCGCGGAGCCGGCGAUUUCCGGCAUUGUUGUUUCUUAGACGACACAUAUUCGUUUUUCCCCGAGCAGUACAAAAAGCGUACUUAACCGAUAGCCGAGUGAGCCGAGAGCGGGUCAGCGUGUCAGGCACUAUAUGAACACGCGUCGUCGACUCCUCCACACGAGUGCCCGAACAUUUCCGCGGGCCAUUUCCGGUUUUUCAGUUGACCACCGAUUGCUUCUGGCGAGGUGUUAUUAUUUUUUAAGUGAUUUGGUAUUUUUUUUUGUCGAUAGCGGCGACCGCGCCUACCGAGUAUGUCGCUCAUGUGUGUAUUCGGUAGUGCGGCCUUUGUGUUUUGCCGUACGAGAGACAGAAGCGAUAGGGACGGACAGUGUACAUAUAGGCGUGUUGUUAUUCCUUCCAGGUAAAGCAGGAAUCGUAAUGUUAGCCUCAUUAUCAUUAUGUUCGUGUUUAGCAAGCUGAAAUAGAUUUUAGUUUAUUGUAUCGUUGUGAAGUAGUGUUUAAGUUGUGGCGCGCGUGGGCGGGCGGCCCGAGACUGAACUACACCCGCCGCCCUACCCGCGUCGCGCCUCCCCCAUAUCCCUAUACUAUGACCGUAUGACAUUUAUCCCAUCCAGACUACAUUUUGUUUGACAGUAAUCAUACAAUAUGAUCAAUCAAUAUUUUUUGUAACACAUUUUUAACACAAAUGUUCAAAGUUAACAACAUCCGACUAAUUUUGAAAUGAAACUGAUUCGUUUACAUAUUUUGAUUCAACCAUAUUAAUUCCCAUCAAAUAUAUAAGUCGAAUUGUAUUCUUCUUUGGUUAUGUGGUUAUAUUCAUUAAUGUAUAACGUUUAUAUAGUGCGAAUCCAUUUACGUGUAUGGUUGAUUGAUGGAUCGUUUAUUGAUGUUUAAGAAUGCUAUGUACGGUGAAAUGUUGGCCAAGGCGGGCCAACUCCGCGCUAUCGUUGCUUCUCAUCACGCUAAGGCCCAAUACAUUAUGAUUAGUUUUGAACGAAGCAGCCAAGCAUACCUUUUACACAUAGUUAUGUACCAAUUCAAGUUUUCUUUGUUAUUUUUAGAGCCAUUUUUGUAAUUGGUAUAAGUUCAGAAACUAAUAACUACCUCACUUUACUAAAUGAAUGAAGAUUUUUAUGUAUGAGCAUUUUUUGGAACUUCUGAAAUUUCAAUAAGUUUAAUUAAUAAGAAAUAUGAAUGCUAUUUUCAAACAGUAAUGGAUAUUGUCAAAAUUAAGGUUUCUUAAUGUAAUAAAAUAUGAAAAUAUA
Pieris rapae (cabbage white) is the source of this 4949-nucleotide messenger RNA. RefSeq names its product insulin-like growth factor 2 mRNA-binding protein 1. NCBI's taxonomy places the organism in Eukaryota, Metazoa, Arthropoda, Insecta, Lepidoptera, Pieridae. Gene Ontology annotation, cellular component: cytoplasm; cytosol; nucleus. The record is from RefSeq and is a predicted model, not a curated record. The transcript has 9 exons. Gene Ontology annotation, molecular function: mRNA 3'-UTR binding. Bases 338 to 1885 code for a protein of 515 amino acids. Gene Ontology annotation, biological process: regulation of gene expression; nervous system development.